AAACAGCACUCCAUGUGGUUUAUGGAGGAUUUUGUGUCAGAGGUGAAGAAAUAUUCCCUUGGAUUAUAAAUGAGAAGUCCAAAAAGCUCUUCGUUACGAUACGAAUUAUGAUUGUACGCAGCGUCUUUCUACAGUUCACGUGCGUCGUUGGAUUCAAACGUAAAAACCUCCAGGUUUCAAACUCUGCGGCCCUCUAAAUAUGAGUGUCUCAUCAUGGAUGCCUCAGGAUUGGAUUUCCAAGGCAUUUUCUGGCUGUUGCGUGCAGGAUCUGCUCCCAGUCUGAGCAGUGAAGAGCUGGCCGGCAGAAUCUCAUCAUGUGUUAGUCAAACAGCAAACACUCCUGCGCCGUCUGUCACACACACAGACGUCAUGUGCUUGUGUCUCACUCUUACUGAGAGCAUCAUUAGCAGACUGACGGCACAGAGUUUGCCACAAGAUGCCACAAUAUUCUAUGAAGAUGUGACGAGGAGGCUGUUUGGAGAAAUGAAUCUGAUGGCAAAACUGGUCACCCUCCUCAGCUGUCAAGACCAACUGGUGUCUCAUUUAUCUGCGAAGUGUAUAUCAGUCUAUAUCAUCAAUGACAUUCGCAUCACUGGAGGCAGCAGUUGGAUGUGGAGACAUACAUGUGCUGAAGUGUUUCAGAAAUCAGCGGCCAGCAGUGAACUGGACUCCUGUGUGUGGUCCCUGACCGCUGUUAUUAAAGCAGUGCUGAGAGGAGACACAGGCCAGAAUCAGAGAGAUGUUCUGACGAAGCUUCUUUCUGGAUUGGAUUCCUCCAUCGCUUACUUGUUCACCAACCUUCUGACUCCAGACACACAGGAACCUCACAAAAGAGAGCCUUUGAAACUUUCUAAGACCAUGUGUGAGUUCUUUGACCUCCUUGAAGUCCUCAGCGCUGCCCGGCUCAGAUUUGGAGUCUGCUCUUCAGUUCAGAGAGUCGUAUUCGUUGAGUCGCGAGCGCUGCUUCACGUCGCGAGAGCUGAGGUGGAGUACUUCGUGAAGAAACGAGCGCUGCUUCUUCUGAAGAGAAGUCUUCUGCGGAGAGCCGGGGAGGACUGGGCUUCAGCUGAAGCUCAGUGUGAAGAUCACGGCCUGACGGAGGACGCGCUGAUCAUGGCAGAUGGUGUGCUACAGGAAGUCACUGCAGGCUGGCUGAAGGAAGUCCCUGUGAAAGCUCAAGCCAGUUUCUUCGGUGGGAACUGUGAUGUGAGUCUCGGCGAGACGCAGAAGGAUGAUGUGAUUCUGAGAGCCGUGAGCUUGAUUUUGCUGAAGUCGCUAGAAAUAAACAUCCAGUCCCCUCGAUGCAAAGGAUCUCAGAGUGACUUUGAGGUCUGUGGGUAUUUAACAGAGUUCAUGUCGUUCCUCCAGCGUCACGGGACUCUGAUGUCUCCAGACGCUCACAGCUGCUCCUGGGUGUCUGCGGUAUUUGCUGAACAGGAUGACGACAUGAUGGAAUCAGCCAAGACUUUGAUUGGCUUGUAUUUAUAUCAGAAAAGUUCGAGCUCCUCAGACUCUGGGGUUUGUGUCUGGGGUUGUAACCCUCACUGUCAUUUCAUACUUCUGCUCCGCUCCCUCUCCUUCGACCACAGCGUGCUGCUUGACUUCCUCAUCUCCUCCGAGACGUGUUUCCUGGAGUACUGCGUCCGCUACCUGAAGCUUCUCCGUGAGGAGCGGACGGCCUUCUGUAGGUCGUGUCGUCAUAUCGAAGAUUGUGAUGGUGCUGGAAGAGGAACCGAUCCCUCUGUUCAGGCUCCUUCUGCUGUUUCAGAAACGCUGGAUGUUGCUUCCUGCACUAGAUGGUCAACAGGUACCGAUGUCCCACGACUGGUUGAUUAUGGGAGCUCAGACGAAUCCGAGGAGGCAGAAGAGCAUGCUUCUGACAGGAACUCUGGGAAUACUGCGGCAGACUGUAGUAGGACUCAAUCUGUAAUGGAGCUGGAACAAGUUCAGACUGGACAUGCAUCUGAUUGUCUGUUAGGUAAAGUGUUUGUGUGUCUUAUGGACUUGAGGACCGCUGUAAAGAGACUACAUAACAGGGGUCUCUUCCCCUACAACCCUACCUCACUUCUAAAACUGCUAAGCAGCAUUGAACCCCGGAGAAACGCAGUUAGUUAGCUUUGAUGAACAAGGAUAGAUUAAAACGGAUCAGAAAUGCCAAUCUGUAAUGACCUGCUCAAUUAAUGCAGAGAAUAAACAUAUAUCACUGAACUAAAAAAAAAAUGUUUGCAUCAAAAUUUAUGUUAUGGAGGGAUUUAACAGAUUUAAGUUAAAUAAAUAUAUGAUGAAAUGAUCAAAUACAACAUGGAAU
Sinocyclocheilus anshuiensis is the source of this 2308-nucleotide messenger RNA. It is a transcript of the gene lins1, whose product is annotated as lines homolog 1. The coding region runs from base 214 to 2115 and encodes 633 amino acids. The record is from RefSeq and is a predicted model, not a curated record. The transcript is spliced from 7 exons. Lineage: Eukaryota; Metazoa; Chordata; Actinopteri; Cypriniformes; Cyprinidae.